AUGUCAAGAUUGAUAGUCAAGGGUUUACCCCGAUAUUUUACAGAGGAGAACUUGAGACAGCAUUUUGGGAAGCAAGGGGAUAUUACGGAUGUUAAGCUAAUCAAGGCCAAGACCGGAGAAUCGAGGAGGUUUGCGUUUAUAGGGUAUAAUUGUCAAGAAUCAGCUGAGAAUGCAGUGAAAUUUUUUAACAAGUCAUUUAUUGACACGGCAAGAAUUGAGGUGGAGAUUGCAAAGACAUUUGCAGAUCCCAAUGUUCCGAUAUCAUUUAGGGAAAAGAGGAAAAAGGAUACCGAGAGGUUAAAGAGACAGGAGGAGGAGUUGUUGAAGAAGAUGCAGGUUGAAAAUAAACGAGUCAAACGAAAAUCUGCGCUUGAAGAAGAGAUGGAGAAUGAUCCAAAGUUUAAGGAAUAUAUGGAAGUUAUGAAACCUUCAAGUCAGGUUAAAUCUUGGGCUAAUGAUUCUAUAGCAGACGGUAGCGGCGGCCCUUCUUCAAAGGAGCUAGAAAAUGCCCUAAAAGGUGAAGAGAGUAUUGAUAAUGAUAUUGAUAUUGAUAGUGGCAGGACAAGAACAGAUAAACAAAAAAAGAUGGUGGUAACGGGGCAAGUUCAGCCAAAGGUAAAGCUGGAUGAGGAGAGCGAUGACGAGUAUAAUGACUUUGGUCACACCAAAAAAGGCGAGAAUGAGGAGGAAAAAGAAGAAGAAGAAGAAGAAAUGAUGGUCUUGGACGGUUCUGAUAAUCUAGCAAGGGACGAAAAAGUAUCAGAUAUUGAAUGGCUCAGAUCUCGUAAGGUGAGAAUUAAAGAGAAUGGCGAACUACCAAUUUUAGAGAAGGAGCAAGAUACAAAGGGAAAAGAGGAAACAGUGGAAGAGGAAUCAUUGCAAGAGGUGGAAAACGAGGACAACUCUAAUUUGAUUUUGGAAAAACUUCAAGACACAGGGAGACUAUUUAUCAGAAACAUACUGUACAAUGCAACAGAAGACGAUUUUAGAAAUUUGUUCCAAACCUAUGGCCCACUUGAAGAAGUACACAUUGCUAUUGACACUAGAACUGGCAAAUCCAAAGGUUUUGUAUAUAUUCAAUUUGUCAAUUCACAAGAUGCCGUGCGGGCAUACGAAGCUUUGGAUAAACAGAUUUUUCAAGGCAGAUUGCUUCAUAUUCUUGCAUCUGAUAAGAAAAAAAGCCACAGGUUGGAUGAAUUCGAUUUGAAAAAUUUGCCUUUAAAGAAACAGCGAGAAUUGAAGAAGAAAUCACUGGCUGCAAAGAGCCAGUUUAGUUGGAACUCUCUCUAUAUGAAUAAUGAUGCUGUGAUGGAGUCUAUGGCUGCAAAGUUAGGUAUCAAAAAAUCUCAGUUGAUUGAUCCCGAGAAUUCCAGCUCUGCAGUAAAACAAGCGCUUGCAGAGGCUCAUGUUAUUGGAGAUGUCAGAAAGUUUUUCAAAGAAAAAGGAGUUGAUUUAGCGAGCUUUGAUAAAAAGGAAAGGGACGACAAGAUUAUUUUGAUAAAGAAUUUCACAUUUGGCACUAGUGCUGAAGAGUUGGGUGAGCUAUUCUCGCAAUACGGCCCAGUGAAAAGAUUGCUUAUGCCUCCUGCUGGUACAAUUGCAAUUGUUGAGUUUAAAGAUGCCCCAAGUGCUAGAGCAGCAUUUACAAAAUUAGCUUACAAAAGAUUCAAUUCUAGUAUAUUAUACUUGGAAAAAGGUCCUAAAGAUUUGUUUACAAGAGAGCCAAACUCUUCCUUUUCCGACGAGAUUGUUAAUGCUGGUAAAGAAAAGCAAGAAGAGCCUGUGGAAACCAUAACUGCUAAGGAUGUUCUUGGAGGAGAUAUAGAACAGGAGAAGGGAGAGGAUGAGUUUUUGCAAGGACCAACUGUUUCCAUAUUUGUAAAGAAUCUCAACUUUUCCACAACUAUUCAACAAUUAUCGGACCUUUUCAAGCCAUUGCCUGGGUUUGUAAUGGCCACGGUAAAGACCAAACCCGACCCAAAGAGAUUGGGCCAAGUAUUAAGCAUGGGAUUUGGUUUUGCCGAAUUCAAGUCGCAAGAAGAAGCCAGUGCUGCGAUAUCCACUCUAGAUGGAUACGUGCUAGAUGGUCACAAACUUCAAUUGAAAUUAUCACACAAGCAAGCAAAUAGCAAAACAGCUUCUUCUUCUUCUUCAUCUUCCAAGUCGAACAAAUCGAGUAAAAUCAUUAUCAAGAAUUUACCAUUUGAAGCUUCUCGAAAGGAUAUCUUGGAACUUUUUGGCGCUUUUGGUCAAUUAAAAUCGGUGCGUGUACCCAAAAAAUUCGAUCAAAGUGCUAGAGGUUUUGCUUUUGUCGAAUUUAAUUUGUUGAAAGAAGCAGAAAAUGCAAUGUCACAAUUGGAAGGUGUCCAUUUACUCGGUAGAAGGUUGGUUAUGCAAUUUGCUGAAAGAGAUGCUGAUAACGCCGAAGAUGAAAUAGAGAGAAUGACUAGGAAAGUGAAGAAACAAGUUGGAACGCAAAAGAUGGCCGAAGCUAGACUAGCUGGAAAGUCAAAAAUCGACCUCGAAGAAAAGGAUCAAGAUGAAGAUGGUUUAUAG
Molecule: messenger RNA, 2556 nt
Organism: Lodderomyces oxycetoniae
Lineage: Eukaryota; Fungi; Ascomycota; Pichiomycetes; Serinales; Debaryomycetaceae
Product: RNA-binding ribosome biosynthesis protein
Exons: 1
Coding region: 1-2556 (851 amino acids)
Biological process (GO): poly(A)+ mRNA export from nucleus; nuclear mRNA surveillance
Cellular component (GO): cytoplasm; nucleus; ribonucleoprotein complex
Molecular function (GO): mRNA binding
Source: RefSeq, a predicted model, not a curated record